Oryza sativa Japonica Group (Japanese rice) is the source of this 815-nucleotide messenger RNA. RefSeq names its product heavy metal-associated isoprenylated plant protein 16-like. Lineage: Eukaryota; Viridiplantae; Streptophyta; Magnoliopsida; Poales; Poaceae. The record is from RefSeq and is a predicted model, not a curated record.
AGCCCCCGGCGCUGGCCUUCUGCAUCCACCGCUAGAAAUAAAUCGCAACGCACGCAGCUUAGCUGCAGCAAGCUAGAUCAUCUUGCUCGCGUUUGCAUCUCUCUUUGUUCAUAUCACGUAUCGUAUACGUAUAGUAGAACGACGAGAUGAAGCAAAAGAUCGUGAUCAAGGCGUGCAUGCCGUGCGACGGGUGCAGGGUGAAGGCGCUGGGGGUGGCGGCGAAGGCGGACGGGGUGAUCUCGAUGGCGAUCACCGGCGACGACAGGGACCGCCUCGAGGUCGUCGGCGACGGCGUCGACGUGACCUGCCUCGUCACCUGCCUCCGCAAGAAGGUGCGCUUCGCCGACGUCCUGCAGGUGGAGGAGGUCAAGGACAAGAAGCCGGAGGAGGAGAAGAAGAAGCCGGAGGAGGAGAAGAAGCCGCCGGAGUGCCCGUGCCAGGCCACGCUCCCCGUGCCGUGGUGCCCUCCUCCUCCGUGCUACUACCCGCCGCCGUCGAUGGUCUACUGCGAGGAGCAGCCGAGCCCCUGCUCCAUCAUGUGAUCAGUCACACAGUACAGAGAUCGAUCGAAUUUUUUGCAGUAAUAUCGUAUCUUCAUCGAUCAGCAAUCAAGUACAGCAGUACACACCGAUCGAGUGAAUUGAUGAACCAUAUAUAUCCAUGAAUUAAUAUCCAUAUAUGAGUGCAUGGAUGGCUGUACAAAAUAAAGUAUUAGUACUACUUUUGAAAAUGAUCGAACUACGACACUGGUGUGUGUACAUCUCAAUGCUGGUUUGCGUCCUCAUGAAGUUCGGAAACGGAUGUGAUUUUCUUUC